AUGGAUGGUGAACAAGGGAACAGGAACGACAACACCUCCCUGGGGCCAGGGCGCCCUCCUGAUACCCGGCUCCUUUCCAACCCACUGAUGGGGGAUGUUGUGUCGGAUUGGUCUCCCAUGCAUGAAGCUGCGAUUCAUGGGCGCCUGCUCUGUCUGAGGAACCUCAUCAGCCAGGGCUGGCCUGUGAACCUGGUCACAGCAGAUCGCGUGUCCCCGCUGCAUGAAGCCUGCCUUGGAGGCCAUCCGUCAUGUGCCAGUGUCUUAUUAAAUCAUGGCGCUCAGGUGAACGGCCUUACUGCAGACUGGCACACUCCCUUGUUUAACGCUUGUAUCAGCGGCAGCUGGGACUGUGUGAAUUUGCUUCUGCAGCAUGGAGCCAGCCCUGACUCCGAAAAUGACCUGGCAUCUCCCAUCCACGAAGCGGCCAAGAGAGGUCACGUGGAGUGUGUGGAGUCUCUUGCAGCGCAUGGAGGCAACAUUGACCGCAAUAUCAGACACUUGGGCACCCCACUAUAUUUGGCUUGUGAAAACCAGCAGAUAGCUUGUGCCAAGAAGCUUCUGGAAUCAGGAGCUGAUGUGAACAAUGGCAAAGGUCUGGAUUCCCCUCUUCACGUGGUGGCCAGGAUGUGCAGCCCGGAGCUGGCCCACCUGCUCUUGGACUUUGGAGCUAACACCCAGGCGAAGAACGCUGACGGCAAGCGCCCUGUGGAGCUGGUGGCGCCAGACUGCAAUCUGAACCAGCUCCUCUUGGAGAGAGAAGGGCCUCCUUCUCUGAUGCAGUUGUGCCGCCUUAGGAUUCGGAAGUGCUUUGGAAUCAAGCAGCACCAUAAGAUCACUGGACUGGACCUACCGGAGGAGCUGAAGAAAUUUCUUCUCCACAUUUAA
Chrysochloris asiatica (Cape golden mole) is the source of this 885-nucleotide messenger RNA. It is a transcript of the gene ASB9, whose product is annotated as ankyrin repeat and SOCS box containing 9. Gene Ontology annotation, biological process: protein ubiquitination; positive regulation of protein catabolic process; intracellular signal transduction. The record is from RefSeq and is a predicted model, not a curated record. Bases 1 to 885 code for a protein of 294 amino acids. The transcript has 7 exons. Lineage: Eukaryota; Metazoa; Chordata; Mammalia; Afrosoricida; Chrysochloridae. Gene Ontology annotation, molecular function: protein binding.